Molecule: messenger RNA, 1148 nt
Organism: Delphinapterus leucas (beluga whale)
Lineage: Eukaryota; Metazoa; Chordata; Mammalia; Artiodactyla; Monodontidae
Source: RefSeq, a predicted model, not a curated record
AGCAGUGCUGAGGCGGAAGUCGCGCGGGCGCCGGAACGCGCGCUGAGCCACGGGUCCUGCAGCAUCCAAGCCGCCGUCAUGGUGCGGAAGCUUAAGUUCCACGAGCAGAAGCUGCUGAAGCAGGUGGACUUCCUGAACUGGGAGGUCACCGAUCACAACUUGCACGAGCUGCGCGUGUUGCGGCGUUAUCGGCUGCAACGGCGCGAGGACUACACGCGCUACAACCAGCUGAGCCGUGCUGUGCGCGAGCUGGCGCGGCGCCUGCGGGACCUGCCGGAGCGCGACCCGUUUCGCGUGCGCUCCUCGGCCGCGCUGCUGGACAAACUGUAUGCUCUCGGCCUAAUCCCCACGCGCGGGUCUCUGGAGCUCUGCGAUUUCGUCACGGCCUCGUCCUUCUGCCGCCGCCGCCUGCCCACCGUGCUCCUUAAGCUGCGCAUGGCGCAGCACCUCCAGGCCGCCGUGGCAUUCGUGGAGCAGGGUCACGUGCGCGUGGGCCCCGACGUGGUCACCGACCCCGCCUUCCUUGUCACGCGCAGCAUGGAGGACUUCGUCACCUGGGUUGACUCGUCCAAGAUCAAGCGGCACGUGCUGGAGUACAAUGAGGAGCGUGAUGACUUCGAUCUGGAAGCCUAGCGGUCGCCAGGACUGCAUUUUAUUGAUGGGGAAGCUGAGACCUGAUGCUUGAGAUUCUGUGAAGGCGCCCUCACCGAGAGUGUGUCAGCCAAGAACUUGGCUCCUCAGCUACAGGCCCUCACAGAGCCAAAGGGUACGCCCUUUUUCCACAAAAUUUUCUUAGCCUUUGGACAAUUGGUAAUUAAAUGACUGCCUUAAGAGACAAUGGGAAGCGGUUUUGCGCUGCCCUGGGGAAUUGUUACAUUCUUGUACCCGAAACAUUGUAGUGUGAAAGCAAUGAUUUUUGGCGGGGGGGGGGCUACCCCGCCCCCAGCUUUCCUUUCAUUUCUUUGUAGCAGGACAGUUUAGUUUAAUUUGUAUUUAACCCGAAUUCUUGCGCUUGUUCGUGAUUAAGCUGUGUACAGAUGUUGGAGAGUUUGGUCUCAAGUUUUCAUAAAGUGAAUGAGAUUUUAGUGUUCAGAGUCCUUUCUCUCGUUUAAAAGAAUGCUCUCCUAAUGCCAACAAAUAGCUUAACU